Jatropha curcas is the source of this 1354-nucleotide messenger RNA. RefSeq lists its product as hypothetical. The record is from RefSeq and is a predicted model, not a curated record. Lineage: Eukaryota; Viridiplantae; Streptophyta; Magnoliopsida; Malpighiales; Euphorbiaceae.
AUACCUCUUGUUCUCCGUGUAUCUCUUCUUCACCUCCAACCAAUCAGAGUGUUAAGCAUUCCCUCCAAAAGUCAACAUUCUCCGAAGCAAUUUGACAUUACAUAAACCCCUUUCCACCUCUCCUCCUUCCAAACCGCCAUGAACCACCAAAACGAACCGGACCUUCCGCUCCCACAACUCCCAUCACUCCGUACCCAUCCCUCCUCGCCUCCUCGCCUCCCCAUAUCUAUUACCACCUCGACCGCCGGUGCCCAACGCCGCGUCGCCAUCGCGGUCGAUCUCAGCGACGAGAGCGCUCAUGCUGUUAAGUGGGCCGUUAAUAACUACCUCCGUCCCGGUGAUGCAGUCAUCCUCCUCCAUGUCCGUCCCACUUCCGUCCUCUAUGGCGCUGACUGGGGGUCAAUCAAGCUCCAGAUCAAUGAUAACAACGACAGUGCCUCUCUCGACGAAAGCGAUGAGCAGAAGCUAGAGGACGAUUUCGACAAUUUCACUACCAUUAAAACUAAUUCCUUGGCACAACCGUUGGUUGAGGCGGAGAUUCCAUUCAAAAUCCGUAUAGUGAAGGACCAUGAUAUGAAAGAGAGGCUUUGUUUGGAGGUGGAGAGAUUGGGUUUGAGCGCUGUGAUAAUGGGGAGCAGGGGUUUUGGGGCUGCACGAAGGAAUUCUAAGGGAAGGCUAGGGAGCGUUAGCGAUUAUUGUGUGCAUCAUUGCAUUUGCCCAGUGGUGGUUGUGAGGUAUCCCGAUGACGGCGGAAGCGACGGAAAUAGUGGAAAAGAAGGAAGAGUCAAGAAAGGAAUUGUUGGAAAGGAGGCGGAGCUUCACCCUGUACCUGAGGAGGACCAGGAAUACCACGAUGCUUCUGAUGAGCAAAAUGAAGAUGCUUAAUGAGUGGUCAGAGUAAUGGCAAGAUCCCCAAGUUCAGAUCAUGCUGAGGUUCGCAGCUUGCAGUGGACUUUCAAAUAUGAACGUGUCGUUGCUUUUUGCAGCUAACAGUCAAGGCAGGUUUAAGAUGUGAUGUGCAAGGAACUGGAAGAAGAGUUUGAAGUAGAAUUUCUUGUUGCAUAGUGGGAUUUUGGCCUUGUACAUAUGGAGGAUGGUUGAUGUGUUGGUUUCCACAUCUUUUUUUUUCCUCUAAUUCCUUGUCAAAUGUAUUUUCCAAGUGUUCCUGCAAAAUGAUUAGUGGGUGUGAGAAUGCUAUUAGCAUUUUUGUACCAUUAUAUUAUCUUGUUGGACUUGGCAAUUUGGGUUGUUGUAAAUUCUUUUUACAUAUUUGCUUUCUCUGUUUUACUCUAGACAUUGUUUACACAUCAUUUAUUUGUUUUACUUAUUUUAAGUUAUGUCAACUUGACUUAAA